Molecule: messenger RNA, 2998 nt
Organism: Varanus komodoensis (Komodo dragon)
Lineage: Eukaryota; Metazoa; Chordata; Lepidosauria; Squamata; Varanidae
Product: haloacid dehalogenase-like hydrolase domain-containing 5
Exons: 5
Coding region: 1-1248 (415 amino acids)
Biological process (GO): glycerophospholipid biosynthetic process
Cellular component (GO): mitochondrion
Source: RefSeq, a predicted model, not a curated record
AUGCCGGGCAGGCUCCGCCCGCUGCAGCGUAGGCAGUGGGCGGCGCUCGCCAGGGAUUACGAGAAGCCGGUGUCGCCGGAGCGGAGCGGGGUCGCCCGGCCGAAGGGGCCACCGCUUCGGUCCUCAGGCGCCCGCCUCGGCAGGAGCCGCCAUGCGAGGGCUGUUGCCUCUUCUCUGGCGGCCUCUCCGGAGAACUGCGGCCACGGGACCUCCGGGGCUGGGCAGGCUAUGCAGCGGCGCCUCGACGGCUUCCGGAAAGAGCGACGCGGCCACUCAGGUAACCGGCGCUGGGUCCCCCGCCCCGGGCUGCUUCAGGGCGGCGGUGACGCCUUGCUCCUCGUUCUCCUCCUCGGCCCCGACCGCGCCGCGAGAGGAAGAGCGGGCAGAGGCCAUUCAAACGUGCGGCGGGACCUCUUGGAAACAAGUUUGUGUGCAGUCGGCCGCCAUCCACCUGUAGUGGACUUUCCCAAGAUUGAGGCAAUUAUUUUGUUUGGCGAACCAGUGAGAUGGGAGACAAACCUGCAGUUGAUAAUAGAUGUUCUUUUGACAAGCGGCUAUCCUGGGAAUCCAUAUCCUCAGGGGACUUACCCACAUACUCCUGUGCUGGCCUGUAAUAUGGAUCUGAUGUGGGCAGCUGAAGCUCAUUCUCCACGAUUCGGGCAUGGAACAUUCAUGGUCUGUCUGGAAAACAUUUACAAAAAGAUUACUGGCAAAGAGCUGAAAUACGAGGCUUUGAUGGGAAAGCCCAGUGAACUGACCUAUCACUAUGCAGAACGCUUGAUCAGGACCCAGGCAGCUGCAAAGCACUGGAGAAAACCUAUUCAGACGCUGUAUGCGGUCGGGGAUAACCUAAUGACAGAUAUUUAUGGUGCUAAUCUUUACAAUCGCUACCUUGAAGAGAAGAGCUCUAGAAGAGGUCCCAAGGCGCGCAUCCAGGCUAAAGCUGCAGGUGGCACAAACUCUGCCACUGUCUCUCAGGAAGACGAUCUUGAGAACACUUGGGAAAGUGAACUAGCCUCUGCCACUGCCACAAACUGUAGAUCCGUCCUUGUUUGCACUGGAGUCUUCAGUCCUCAUACAGGGGUGCCCUCGGAUACAAGGGGGAUUAUAACUGAGACUGCGUUUCAUGGGCAUCGAGAUUUCAGGUUUGAUCCUGCUUUAGUGGAACCAGACCACAUUGUGCCAGAUGUUGAUGCUGCUGUUGACCUAAUCUUCCAUCUGGAGAAUUUUGCGCCAAGUGGAAAUUGAGAACUUCCUGAUUACUUGUUUGACAUUUAACAUUUUUCUCCUUAUGAAAAACCAACAGGGGCACUUAGUAUCACCUAUUCCUUAAUGUGUGUUCGUCUUUCUGUGCAGCGCUUCUAAUACACUCCUAUUUGUUCUAACAGCAUUUCCUUUAAUAUCUUAAUUUCUGCACUCUGACUUUCUUUAGUAUCCGAUAAUUUGUUAUGAAUUGUACUUUCUGUAUAUAUUUCUACCUUCACUGUCUAGCCUAGUGGGUUCAGUCCAGGGCUCUGAGUAGCAAAGAGGUGCACCCAAUGUGUUCAGAGUCUGAACAUGUGCAGCACCUGUGCUUUGGAAACACGCACUGUUUCUAUGUCGAUGCAAAGCUCUGUUCUUCAGGGAUCGCAGCAUGCCCCUCUGCAGUAUCCUCCUCAUUCUUGCUGCCAUUCGUAUAUUCCCCUGGACUCCCUGUCUGUCCUGCUGCUUCCUUAUGGAAAGAUGAUCCAGAGCACUGGGAGGUGCAGUCCAGGGGUACUGUCCAUUAACCCGGCAUGUCAAGCCACCUUUGCUAAGUUGGAAGGAUGUGGGCCUGCAGCCAGGUGGGUGAGCACAUGCAGAAGUGGAGCAAGGGGUUGAUGGCCCCUUCCAAAGGCCCCCUGAUGGCCUUAUUAGGCCCCUUCCAACUAUUCUAUCUAUUCCUAUUCUAUUCUAUUCUAUUCUAUUCAAGUUGCAUUUGUGAUGCUCCCUUGUAGAUUUCCAUUUGUGCUCCACUAGCUGAGUUUAUAACCAAACUGACGGAUCCCACAGAGGUGCCCUUGAGUAUCAUCCACCAAAUGUAGGUUUGUUCAAAAACCUAUGCUUUGAAGUGGGUGGGCAGGAACAGAUAGAAGUUGCUCAAAUCCCACUUACUUGUGAAAGCUUUUUGGAAGAGUUUCUGUUAGACUUUGCGCCUCAUCUAACUGAAUUCUUCAUGAAGUCUUAAAUCUUACACUGAAGAUUUAUUCAUUCCUGUGUGUCUCUUGCUUUGGAUUGCAGAAUGUCCAACAUCUGUUUGAGUUGUUGGUUUUAGCCUAAGUCCAAACUGCAAUUGCACACUUGAUCAAGCCUGCCAGGAAGUACCCCCUCCCUCUCCCCCUCCUCUAAUUAUCGCUUUUGUUUUUAAGGGUUAUAUAUCUCGUGCACGUAAAUUUUACUUAAUGAAUUUCUCCAUUUUAUGAAACAUGUUGUUUGAUUCAAAGAAUCAUGCCCAGUAAAAAAAAAUAAUCCUUUUUAAAGGACUCCCAUAGAUCUUUGGUCAGUAUGUUUCAGUAUGUAUCGUGAAUGAUAAAGCAUUUUAUAUGCUUUAUCAUUCACGAUAGCCAGACUUUCAAAUAUUGGAUCAGUAAAGAUGGAUGAUGGUGAUUCUUGUGCACCUCCCUAACUUUGAAUUUGGAAUUCAUAGUUUAAAAUAUCCUGGGUACUACAAAAGUAGAGUUUUAAAUAAGUGAGAAUUCUGCCCAGAGCCAGAUACAAACAAAUUUUGUUAGAAACAAAUUUUUAGCCACUUGCCCAUAUGAUCAUAAGACCAGUAAUAAGAAAUAUAGAAAGCUGAAGUGUGUGGUUUUUAAAAGUGAUAGCUGUGCAAAAUCCGCUCUAACACAUGUUGGUCUAACCCAGGGGUCGGCAGCCUUUAACACUCAAAGAGCCAUUUGGGCCCGUUUCCCACACAAAAGAAAACACUGGGAGCCACAAAACCCUUUUGACAUCUAAAAUGAAGAUGACACUGCAUAUAUCG